AUGACGUCCGCAUCGGGUAAGUCAGAUUUACGUUCAAUAACUUUAGGUAAGUUAUGCAAUAUGAUAGUACAUAAUGUAAUGUAAUGGAACCUGGCUUUCUUUAAUAUAUCGCCUUCUUAUCGUAUCGUAGUCAUUACACCAGUCUUCCGGAACAAUUUUUCAAUUUAUAAAGCUAGAAAACAAGGACGAGCACGAUAUCCGUGUUCUCUCUCACUUUUUUGUAUCCACAUCAACCUCAAAAUUUAAAAACACACAUCAAUUGAGUGGAUGGCGCCACGUCCAAACCUAGAAAGUAUUAUAUUUUCGACAAGUUUACCCAUUGUACGGAAGUGAAUAUGUAGAAAUACCAGUAGCCUAGCGUCAUCGCCAUAUCCACAAAAAAUUUUUUAUAUCACGCGAAAUGUGUGUGUUGAUGGGAUUUUGUAAGAGCAGUCUUGGGUGUAAUGUAAAAUGCGGCUAAAGCAAGUAAAAAAGAAGGCUUCCGGAUGCUUCUCUUUAGAGCUUGGUCGAUUUUAAGGUUUCGGAGAUAUGAGGUUAAUACGGGUCGGCCUCAGAUAUUACACCUGACAGCCAUUUUACAACCCGUUAUUGUGCAAAAUAACCGGUCGUGUGUAAAUCCGCGGCUGUUUGAGCUGAAUUAACGUCAUUUAUUAUAGGAUAAUAUACAAAAUACGCAUUUUCUUAUCAAGGGUUAGAUAUAAAGAGAAUGGAAAUUCGUCAUCAAAUUAUACCGUAUCUAACAAAGUUCCAUUUGUUUUAUAAUAAAAAUAGUUCGAAUUUCAGAUAUUAACCACGACUUUACCUCAGCCUCCGCCUCGAUCGCUCUGCCACCAGCCAAAUAUUCGGCCUUUAGGAGCGGGAUCCUCCGUCUUACACCUGACACAAUGAAAUGUAAAUUAUAUUGCCGCGGCCCCAACUGUAAAUAUUGUGGAUGGGAGUACUGGAAAGAGGAUCAGAUGGCGAUAAGAGGGUUAUAUUCCUCGUGGUAAGCGAGUUUCAUUAUGUUCUGCACAUUAGGCAUAUUAGGAGUGCAAUGAAUGUAAGUGUCAUAAAAAAUUACGACCUUUUUGAGACUAAAGCCUUGAUUUUUAGGAUAACCGAUGAUAUUCUGGCCAUGGCCAGGCCAACAGAGGAUGCCAUGGAAAAGUUUGACAUAAUCGAAAGUUUUAAAAAGUGAGUAAUGUAUUCAUCUCAGUUACACGAUCUUUAGGAAUAACAUAACAGCCAUCUUUAAUCUCCAAAGCCCCAAUGAGCAUGCCUUUUGUGGUCCUCCUCUUCAUCAAUCAGGCUUUUCCUAUGACCCUGAAGGUUUCAUGAGACACAACGGUAGGUCUGGAUUACAGUAACCAACCCCAUUUAGUAUAUCAUUACAAUUUCGCCAUACCGGAUUUUCAAUUUUGUUCGGUGGAGACCAUACUAGAUAUAGUAAAAGUAAUGAAGUUCUCGUUGAAUGAAGGGAAAAUUGCUGUUCAUUGCCAUGCUGGAUUGGGUCGAACGGGCACUCUUAUUGCUUGUUUUCUUGUGUUAUCCAAGGGAAUGUCGGCAUCAGAAGCCUUGGAAUUAGUUAGAUCUAAACGGUAAAAAAUCUUGGCCGUAUUUUACUAAUUUUAUGUUAUAUUAGGUUUAUGUUAUAUUAAUAUUUAUGUUAAUUACAAACCUUCAUUUUAGUCCAAAUUCUGUCCAAAGUAUGGAGCAAGUAGUGGUUGUAGGACAAAUCGAAGAUAUAAUGUUGCGCAACGCCCGGAUCCUGCCAAUCAAUGGCGGAUAUCCUCUACAUUCAUAUCUCACCUGGCAAAACAACUUUUUAUCCAAUGAAGAAGCUCGGAGUUAUCCUCAUGUCCCCAAAUUAAUGUUCCAGAUAUGCAAACGGGUCCUGGAAUUUGUCUUCGAAUCGUCUGGGGUUAAAUUCGAGCAUCGAGAUUACACUCAUCAUGAAGUUCACAACUGCACACUGGGAGAGAUUGUGGUCGACUGGAAGAACUUGUACACCAAGAGAGGGUAUGCCUACAUGACCCCUGAUAAUUGUUCCAUUUUGCGUCAUUGAUUCUAUUAUUUUUCAGUCGAGCUCAACACAGAUAUGUCCUGAACGUUUUGAUCCGAUUGGCCACUUAUCCCUUCGAGAAAGAUGAGAAAUUAAUCCAACACUUUCAAAUGGCGGCAGUCCAAGACAUGGAGAAAGAACUGGCUGAUCUGGACAUCUCCCAACUCCUCACUCUUCUUCAUUGUUAUAUGCUCCUUCCAAAGAAACCUCUGGCAUCGAGGAAGAACCUGAUCGCUUUUAUGGAAGCCUAUUCUCCCUCGAAUGAGAACAAAGCGCCAGUUGUUGUUGUCCACAAAGUCUGGCAUUGUUUUGUUUUCUUCCUUUGCAACGUCCUUUCAUAUCUCACAGAACAAAAUUAUGAUAUUGUGACUGAAUUGAUAACAUUCUGGAUGUUGGGAGACGUUGUGAAUGAUGUGAAACAAUCAGUUCACGGUCACAUGAGAGAUCUUUAUGCACGGAAUCUUCGACAGCAGGAAGCUCAGGCCAAGAUUUAUCAUGAGAAUCUGGAGAAAAAGUCAAACCAAUCAAUGACUUGUUCUUCUAUUUCGUCCAGGGAACCGGUAGAAUGA
This is a messenger RNA of Bursaphelenchus xylophilus (pine wood nematode), 2610 nucleotides long. NCBI's taxonomy places the organism in Eukaryota, Metazoa, Nematoda, Chromadorea, Rhabditida, Aphelenchoididae. The record is from the annotation of a GenBank genome assembly.